AUGGAGUCUACAUCAAAUUCUGAUAAAACAACAGCUUAUAAUGAGAUGUGCAGAAGGAUUGUACAAGCAAAUCCCCCAACUCCAAACAAAAUGAAGCCCUUUGAUAAAUUUAAAGCAAAUUUUCGUUUUUAUAUUCAACAAUGUACUAGAAAUCCUUUGUUGCUUAAAACAUUAAUUUCUGUAGCAACUGUUGGGUUAGUAAAUGGAACAAUUUAUUACAAUUAUGGUCCAGAUCAUCCAUGCAAUCUUAUUUUAUGGUUUUACUAUAAACGCAACGAUAAAUUAACUACAGAACAAUUAUGGAAAUCUAGAAUGGUUUCUGAAUAUCAACGUAGCUUCUAUCAAAACUUGGAUCGUUCAUAUUAUACUUCAGAGCGUGACAAGAAAAUAAAUACAAUGCUCUUUUAA
This is a messenger RNA of Meloidogyne enterolobii, 408 nucleotides long. The record is from the annotation of a GenBank genome assembly. NCBI's taxonomy places the organism in Eukaryota, Metazoa, Nematoda, Chromadorea, Rhabditida, Meloidogynidae.